CAUUACCAUAUUUCAACAAUCCCAAUUUCGAUCCUCCACACCCGUACACCUUCCAUUUCCGUUAUAAACACACACACCUUCUCCAGCUUCACGCACACGCACCACUGCAACCACCACCACCACCACCACUGCAAUGGCGUCCCGCGCCGGACUUGGCUACGUCAGUCCACCCAACCCCAACGCAAACAUCUGCAUCCUCAACAAAGCUGACACCGGCUCGCCCGCCAGCCACCGCUACUUUCUUGCACGCCGAACCGUUUGCGAAAUGUUACGAGACAGAGGCUGUGUUAUCGACGAUUCUGAGUUGACUCGCUCUCUUUCUGAGUUUCGCUCGGUGUUUGGUGACCAGCCGGAUCCUGAAACCCUACGUAUCUGUGUUCCUCUGGUUUCGAAGCCGUUUAAAAAGGUUUUGGUGGUUUUCUGUGGUCCCGAGGAGAUAAACAAAGCAAAAGCUAAAUUCAUUUUGCUAAACAUCCCCAACAAGGAGAGCCUGCAUCGGAUCAUCAUCGUUUUGGGGGGCAAGAUGAACCACUUCGCUCGCGCAGAGUUCGAAUUAUGUGAAGUCAAAGUGGAAGUUUUUCCAAUUACUGAACUGAUUGUGAACAUUACUAAACAUGUUACAAUGCCGAAGCAUGAAAUACUGACCACUGAAGAGAAAGAGCAGCUGCUGGUGAAACUCAAACUUGCUGAUAAUAAGAUGCCGUAUAUGAUGGAGACUGAUGCCAUAGCUAGGUACUAUGGAUUGGAGAAGAAGCAGGUGGUCAAGAUCACUUAUAACAGUGAGAUAACCGGCUCGUUUGUCACAUAUCGCUGUGUGAAAUGAAGUACUUAAAAUCAGUUAGUAAUUUAGGUUCGGUUAACCUUUUGAUAGUUGCAUUGAUAUAGUUUUUUGCUUACUUUGGUAUACUAUAUAACCUGAGCGUGCCCCCUUAUUUUUUGCCUUAACCCCGAUUUAUCCUU
Molecule: messenger RNA, 960 nt
Organism: Helianthus annuus (common sunflower)
Lineage: Eukaryota; Viridiplantae; Streptophyta; Magnoliopsida; Asterales; Asteraceae
Product: DNA-directed RNA polymerase V subunit 5C
Exons: 4
Coding region: 134-823 (229 amino acids)
Biological process (GO): DNA-templated transcription
Molecular function (GO): DNA-directed RNA polymerase activity; DNA binding
Source: RefSeq, a predicted model, not a curated record